CCAAUCACGAUGUGGCGCGCCGUGGUCGCCAUGGCAGCGGGGAGCGGUUGGGUUUGAAGCAGCCAAUGGGAGGAGCGGUAGCGCGGGGUUUAAAUGCCUUCGGGGAGCAGGGUUGCGCGAGCGUCAGUCCUAGAGCGGAGCGCUCGCCAUGGCGCAGUUCGUGUUCGAGACGGAUCUGCACGGGCUGCUGAAGCUGGACACGCCGAUCCCCAACGCUCCGCCCGCGCGGUGGCAGCGCAAGGCCAAGGAGAGUGGUGACCCUGGGCCCGGCCCCGCCGCCAUCGUGUCGCCCAUGAAGCCGCUCAAUCGUUCCCACAGCUCCAGCAAGACGCCGUCCAGAACACCCGGUAAAUCUGGAUCCAAAAUCCAGAGCACACCAACAAAGGCCGGGGGUGAUCGCUACAUUCCCAACCGCAGCACUAUGCAGAUGGACAUGGCAAAUUUCCUCCUAACCAAAGAGAAUGACCCUGCUGAAGAGUCCCCUACCAAGAAGGAACAACAGAAAGCCUGGGCAGUGAAUCUGAAUGGCUUUGAUAUAGAAGAGGCAAAGAUCCUCCGCCUCAGUGGAAAACCACAGAAUGCUCCAGAAGGCUAUCAGAAUAACCUGAAAGUGCUCUACAGUCAGAAAAUAACACCUGGAUCCAGCAGGAAGAAUGGCAGAUACAUUUCUUCAAUGCCAGACCGGAUCCUGGAUGCACCAGAGAUUCGCAAUGACUAUUAUCUGAAUCUCAUUGACUGGAGCUCUCAGAACUUCCUGGCGGUGGCUCUGGACAGCUCUGUCUAUCUGUGGAAUCACACCACUGGUGAGAUUAUCCAGCUGCUGCAGAUGGAGCAUCCAGAUGAUUACAUUUCUUCUGUGUCAUGGAUUAAAGAAGGAAACUACCUUGCUGUUGGCACAAGUAAUGCUGAGGUCCAGCUAUGGGAUAUACAGCAGCAGAAACGCCUCCGAAACAUGACCAGCCAUUCUUCACGUGUGGGCUCCCUCAGCUGGAACAGCUACAUCCUGUCCAGUGGGGCACGAACUGGCCACAUCCACCAUCAUGAUGUCAGAGUGGCUGAGCAUCAUGUGGCCACACUUGCUGGCCACACGCAGGAGGUUUGUGGACUCAAGUGGUCUCUAGACGGGCGCUACCUGGCUAGUGGUGGCAAUGACAACCUGGUGAACAUCUGGCCAUGCACCCAGGGGGACAGUGGGGACUUUGCUCCUGUACAGACCUUCACGCAGCACCAGGGUGCUGUCAAGGCUGUGGCGUGGUGUCCGUGGCAGUCAAAUGUUCUGGCCACUGGAGGUGGGACUAGUGACAGACAUAUCCGCAUCUGGAAUGUGUGCUCUGGCACCUGCCUCAGUGCUGUUGAUGCCCACUCCCAGGUUUGUUCUAUCCUGUGGUCAACAAACUACAAGGAGUUCAUUUCAGGCCAUGGCUUUGCACAGAAUCAGCUGGUUAUAUGGAAGUAUCCAACAAUGGCCAAGGUCACUGAGCUGCGAGGUCACACUGCCAGAGUCCUGAACCUGACUAUGAGCCCUGAUGGUGCAACAGUGGCCUCAGCAGCUGCUGAUGAAACGCUGCGGCUCUGGCGCUGUUUUGAGAUGGACCCCAUAAAGAAGAAAGAGAAGGAAAAGGCAAACAGUGCCAAAAGCAGCAUCAUUCACCAGGGCAUACGCUGAGUGCACAGGACUGUUGUGGGGAGAGGGGCUUAUCUUGUUGUACAGUAUUUUAAAAGUUAAUAAACUGCUCUAGUUUGCCUUU
Pezoporus occidentalis (night parrot) is the source of this 1748-nucleotide messenger RNA. It is a transcript of the gene CDC20, whose product is annotated as cell division cycle 20. The transcript is spliced from 11 exons. Gene Ontology annotation, molecular function: protein binding; anaphase-promoting complex binding; ubiquitin ligase activator activity. The record is from RefSeq and is a predicted model, not a curated record. Bases 149 to 1666 code for a protein of 505 amino acids. Gene Ontology annotation, biological process: positive regulation of anaphase-promoting complex-dependent catabolic process; anaphase-promoting complex-dependent catabolic process; positive regulation of ubiquitin protein ligase activity. NCBI's taxonomy places the organism in Eukaryota, Metazoa, Chordata, Aves, Psittaciformes, Psittacidae. Gene Ontology annotation, cellular component: anaphase-promoting complex.